GCUAAUGUUAUGCCAAUGCUGAUCAGUGAAGCAGUCAAGGAGGUGGCCCCCAGCUCGCAUGCAUGAAACUGGAACUGCCUGGUCAGGUCUGAAGUGCGCUGCCAUGUGUGGUGGAGUCUGAUGUACAGAAGAUACCACACAACUUUGAGAAUCACAACAUUGAGAUGGGAUCUACAGCGUCACCCAUGAUGUAUGAAGUUAUGUCCUUCGACAACCUCUCCACCUGCGACACCCUGUACGUGCACAGGAGCUACGCCCGAGUCCUCAUGCCCAUCGUCUAUGGAGUGGUUUUCUUGAUAGGCCUGCUGGGCAACGCCCUGGCCUUGCACGUCAUCCGUCCCAACCUGAAGAAGAUGAACUCCACCACCUUGUACUCGCUCAAUCUGGUGAUUUCUGACAUCCUCUUCACGCUGUCGCUUCCCGUGAGGAUCACCUACUACGCGCUGGGCUUCCACUGGCCCUUGAGCGAGGCAGUGUGCAAGAUUUCGGGCCUCAUCUUUUACAUCAACACUUACGCUGGCGUCAACUUCAUGACCUGCCUGAGUGUCGACCGUUUCAUCGCUGUCGUCCUGCCGCUGCGCUUCGCCCGGCUGCGUAAUGUCAGCAACGUGCGCUACAUUUGUGGCGGUGUGUGGCUUCUGGUGCUAGCGCAGACCCUUCCUCUCCUUGGCAUGCCUAUGACCAACAACGAACCAGACGGCUUCAUCACUUGCAUGGAAUACCCCAAUUUCGAGAAGGUGGACCACAUCGCCACCAUUCUCAUUGGCGCCGUCUUCUUGGGUUAUGUCAUCCCGAUGACCACCAUCCUGGUGUGCUACUCCAUUCUGUGCUCCAAACUCCACUCCACGGCUAAGACCAACCACCUGACAGACAAGUCAGGGCGUAGCCGCAAGGCCAUUGGUGUCAUCUGCUGUGUGUCCCUUGUCUUUGUGGUCUGCUACAGUCCCUAUCACAUCAACAUUCUGCAGUACAUGGUCCGCAAGAUAGUGUCCAACCCGGACUGCGCCGACCUCACCGCCUUCCAGGUGUCGCUGCACGUCACGGUGAUUCUCAUGAACCUCAAUGCCUGCCUGGACCCAUUCGUCUACUUCUUCGCAUGCAAGGGCUACAAGAGGAAGCUCCUGAAGCUGCUCAAGAUGGAGGUCAGCAUGUCAGUCUCCAGCAUCAUCAGAACGUCACCCGAAGGCUCCUCCAAGGACGUUAUUGACGGCAACAAGAUCCAACUCAGCGGUUCCGCUUCUGGCUCGGCCAGUGAGAGGCUGAUGCAGAGAAGAUCGCAGCAGUACGUGUAAAUGAGAGGACUGAACAUUAAAAAGCUGGAAGGAUCCCAUCAAAGACUUUCCGUGGGAUGACGGGCCAUCGUGUACAGCAUGUGGGUCAAAGUGUUGUGUCAGAAGGUUUGCAAAGACUGGGAACUUCCUCAUGACCGUUCCAGUGAAACAAUCAAUGGAGUUGGAUGAAGACUGUCAUCAAGCUAUAAACUCCUUUGUCCUCCUUAAGUUACGUCAUAUUUUGAAUGUUUAUCUUCAACUUGCAGAAGUCACUAGUAACAAAUCAAUGUUCGUAUGUACAGGAUAUUUGCAGGCUGUCGAGCACAUGCCGAAACAAAAAGGGGCGCUAUUUUUUAGAAGCAUGUCCAAAAAUGGCUCCAUAAACGACAAUGGUGAAUGGUAAAUAUGAAUAUCGCAUAUGAAUGUAACAGUUAUUGAUCAAUGAAUGUUAUAAAUGAAUAUACUAAACUUCUGCUUCCAUGCCAGAGUCAUAUAAAGCAAAUUAAAUGCUGACAUCGCGGAUGUCAGUUUCGUAGCCAAAUUUUAUUGGGCCAAAGCAUUACAAAAAAAAACAAAAAAAAAACUCAAGGCGCACCACCAAGCAAGAAUGUUGAGAAUGAAUGGCAACAGACGCAUGCGUUCCUGCCAUCUAGUGGGAGAGCAUUUCAUUGUUCAGCCUGUCACUACACGUCGCUGGCAUUUGUAGAUGAACAAAAAUACAUUAUCGGUAGUAAAUAAAUACAGGUGGUCCUCAGAUUAUGAGUUCUGUUCCUACGACUGUGAUGGAAGUUCAGUUUUAGUGUAAGUUGUAACUUAUACCUAAAUACCGUCCCGAGAUGGGGUUUUCCUUGCCUGCGUUGAAAAGUUGAACUUUUUCAACUUUCUGGGAUGACAUGCACGAGCACAAAAUUUAACACGCACAAAUUUCUGUUGUUGCUUGGCUGGACGGUAACUUGCGAUAAUCGCCCUGUCGUGAAGCUUCCAUUGAAAAUGAAUGGACUAGAGGCGACGUCGCCUCCCGUGUGGGGCGCCCAUAAUUGGGAGGAGAAAGUCUCAAAAAUGAGACCACUAUGCUGCUUAGUUAUCACUGUCCAUUUCAUAGGAGCAGAUCUUUUAGCAUGUUCAAAGAUACCAUCUUUAUCCUUGAUGAUGGCCGCAGUGUUAUAAUGGCUUGGACACUAUAACACUGCCAUGCAGCCAAUGUUGACUUCUCUACUACUCCACUGAUCACCUGUAAUCAUUUUUGGUGCACCUGAUGACCUCUGACAGCUCAAACUACCAUAGCACAGUGCUUGGAAUCACUGUUGUAUUUCUAUAGACAGCCUCAGUGACUUCAAAACAUCCAUCCAGCCAUUUUCUAUGCUGCUUCUCCACACUAGGCUCUCGGGGGUAUGCUGGAGCUUAUCAAAGCUGACUUAUGGGCGAGAGGCGGGGUACACCCUGGACUGGUUGCCAGCCAAUCGCAGGACUUCAAAACAAUUACACCCAAUCAACAGAAGUAGGGAAAAAAAAGUAAAAAUCCAGCGAAAUUGAUCCUCAUCUGUAUAUUUAAUAUUUUCAGCCAUCUUUUAAUUGUUGUAUUUUUUGCCUUGCAUUUGUUUUCUGAAAGUGAAGGUGGUUAAUAAUGUAAUUUCACUGUGCGUUGAUAGUCGCAGCGAAAACGGAAAAUAUCUUCAUGUAUGUUUUUUUAAAAUGUAAACUGAGAAUAAAAGUCUGUCAGCCAACUAUGAUACAAACUAUGAUAUGAAAAUACUGUUGGAUGUCCAAGGUCACUUUUUAAAUGAUCUGCUCCAUCUAUCACCAAAUAUGUUUAAGGGAGCUCAGGUCAAAAUUUAGUUUGGUCCGUAAAUGUUUCUUGUAAGCACCGUGCAAUUUUAAAAGCAGUUUUCCGAAAACUACCAGGGAUGAAUGUCCAAUACCAUAUUCAGCACCCUGCUGUUUUAUUAACAGUAGUAUAAUUUUUAUAUAUAGCUGAGGUUACAAGACACAUUAGCACAUUUCUAAGUGAUCUCGUAAGAACAUUUUUAAAAAAUAAUUUCCUCUAGUAUUUUUUAAUGUUAGAGCAAGAGCAGUAUUGAUUUUGAACAAUAAUCAACAUUUUCCUGUUUCUUAAAACUUUUGCUAAUGUGUAUACCAACACAUAAAAUGACAAAAAAGACCUAAUUUUGAACAAUGUCCAAGAGAUGUCUACGGUCAGAUUUUUGUGUCAUGAUUGAACGCUUAUUGCUGUCGUCAAACGAAGAACCCAACCUUAUUUCCAUUGGUGUCUGAUGUAGAAUAGCCAAGCUACUGUAUUCUUUUGCUUAGCUGUUUUCUGUCCAACCAGUUACACAUUAUAACCACUUUUAUGCAGAGUUUUUGGUGUGGUUUUUUUUAGCUACUGCAAGUGUCCGCAAAAGUGGCAAAAGAAGGCAAGUGAGUCACAUGACAGUGCUGUUGCAUUGACCAACCAGUUACAUCAUCCCAGGGUGAAAAUGUGGUUCCCCUGUGAAAUGAAUGAUAUGAUACAAACACGUGCAUAAGUUCUAUGACCCAUUAAAGUCUGUGGCUAUUUAAGUUUACAUGAAAGGAGUCAUUCAUACGCAAUAAACAUGCACACAAACGGCGGGAAGUCACAGCUGGGCCCUCCAGGGUACGAUUUUAGGGGCUGUGUGCCUCGGUCAAGGUCAUAUAAGCCAUGACGACUGCUGAGGGAUAUCCUAGUGUUUUCCUUUCUAUUCUUUCAACACCAGCAGCCCUCCUUCGGGACCAUGGCUGUCUGCUUCUGACCAUUAAACUGGCAGACAGACAGCGUGUGUAAAACAAUGCAGUUUGACCAACUUCACUUUUACUUGUUGAGCUCACAAAAGGUCCAGACGUCUUCAUGCAC
Molecule: messenger RNA, 4140 nt
Organism: Dunckerocampus dactyliophorus (ringed pipefish)
Lineage: Eukaryota; Metazoa; Chordata; Actinopteri; Syngnathiformes; Syngnathidae
Gene: gpr183a
Product: G protein-coupled receptor 183a
Exons: 3
Coding region: 165-1292 (375 amino acids)
Biological process (GO): G protein-coupled receptor signaling pathway
Cellular component (GO): membrane
Molecular function (GO): G protein-coupled receptor activity; oxysterol binding
Source: RefSeq, a predicted model, not a curated record